Molecule: messenger RNA, 740 nt
Organism: Heterobilharzia americana
Lineage: Eukaryota; Metazoa; Platyhelminthes; Trematoda; Strigeidida; Schistosomatidae
Source: the annotation of a GenBank genome assembly
GUAUGCACUAACACUGAAAUAACAGAAAAAUAAGCCCAAACUAUCCAAACUAAAAAGGAAGGCUCAUAGGAACCUUCGAAAGGACAACAAUAUUAUUAUCAUUAUUUUUCCCUUGGGUUCCUAGUGGAACAUACAGCUUCAGUAGCAUGCCUCCAUUCCACUCUCUUAUCUACAGUCUUCAAAACCUCACUCAACAACUACCCACAAGCUUCCAUCUCCUCCCCACAUCAUCUCAUCCAUGUCACACUCACAUCACAAGACCAACUCAUCGUUUCCCCUUCCCAUUACACUCCACUCCACGGCCUCGUCUGCUGCAUCAUGUCCCCACUUCACCUUCUCAGUGUAUACACAAUCCAAUCAAUCUCAACUCCCUUCUUCUUCUUCUUCCUCAUAUUUGUUCGGUGAUAGCUUCUUGUCUCGUUGGUUGGUUAGGAGGUCAGAGUUGCUUGUUGGUCAUUCUUGCUUAUCAUUCUGGCCAUUUGGUGUGAUCUUCAUUAUCGAGUGAGUGUAGGUGUGGGUGGCAGUUGUUGAUGAAUGUCUGUAGUUUGUUAGAAGUCCUCUACGGGACUCGCAAACUUUGCGAAGCAUAUAGCAGCACUGAAUUGACAUUGGUGUUGAAAAUCCAGAUCUCGUUCACACUUUGUUCUGAGUGCAGCAGACCUCCACACUGAUUUCGAAUUAAUGAAAGUCUGUGUUGUUUUACCGAUGUAGGUUUUGACAUUGUAAUCUGUGCCUGUGUC